Molecule: messenger RNA, 228 nt
Organism: Wasmannia auropunctata (little fire ant)
Lineage: Eukaryota; Metazoa; Arthropoda; Insecta; Hymenoptera; Formicidae
Product: putative protein kinase C delta type homolog
Exons: 2
Source: RefSeq, a predicted model, not a curated record
AUGGCUUGCCAUAAGAAAUGCGAAAAACUGACAGGAAACCUAUGUGGAUUGAAUCAAAAGCUAGUCGCUGAAGCAUUGCAAGCUUUGAAGAGAACUCCUUCACAGUCGUCAGAUAAUCAACGGAACUCAGAUUCUUCGGAUCAUUUUCCGAGUGGUCGGAUAACGCCACCAGCGACAAAUUUACCCAGAUUUAAGAAGUAUACCGUGACAGAUUUUAAUUUUCUCAAA